This is a messenger RNA of Pochonia chlamydosporia 170, 735 nucleotides long. RefSeq lists its product as hypothetical. The coding region runs from base 1 to 735 and encodes 244 amino acids. The transcript is spliced from 3 exons. The record is from RefSeq and is a predicted model, not a curated record. Lineage: Eukaryota; Fungi; Ascomycota; Sordariomycetes; Hypocreales; Clavicipitaceae.
AUGGCUGCUACAAAUACCUUUUCGUUUGCAAAUGUUUCUCCUUCACAGUCGUUGGUAUUUAUUGUCAAUGAGCAAGCAGGCAGGUACACGAUCCAUCGCGACGCCUUGUUCCAACGCUUCCCUCUUCUCCAGGAUACGCUAGACGCUGUCCCUGAAAGAUGUGAUGUCUACCCUUGGUGGAACUACGACCCCGAACCAAAGGGUUCUAGGGCAAAUAUAACCGAAAAAAUGUUCCAAGUCUUCUUCCAGUACACGUAUGCUGGUACCUAUGACGCUCCUCAGCCUGUGCAGUCGAAUGUGAGAAUUUUAAAAAAAAUCCGUCGGGAGUUUCUGCGUGAGAGCUUUAUCUCCAAGUACGCUACAUUUAACGAGGCUGUCCACGUUGUUCCUCAUGGAUGUCCGCCAAGUGACGAUGGCACUGCCGACUUUGGCGAAGUCUUUAAGUGGCACGUCGACAUUAAUGCAUUUGCAAGUACAUUCGAUUCGGGUAACCUUCGCCAGGUAGCGAAAUACAAGCUUGCUCUGACGCUCAUGGCCGUCCGUCCGAGUACGGAGAGUGUCAUGGACCUCGUCCAAUACGUCUAUCACAACGUUUUCUGCGCCGAUUGCGAGUUGUUAGUAUCUCACUAUGUUGCUUGCCGCUUGGAUGAGUUUCUGAAGAACGAGGACUUUGUGGAGUCUCUUCGAGACAACUCAGAAGUCAUGUUGGACGUUAUUGAACUAUUAUACAACUAG